AUGGAGAUCGCAAGUCUGUCAGAGGCUCUCCUGAAAACCCUAACAUCUAAGGGAUGGUGCUUCGAGCACCCUGACGAGAUGUUGGAACUGAUCAAGAGCAUUGUCGUCGAGGAAGGCAAUCAGAGUAUGGAUAGGCUGCUGGGAGCAGUGGAAUCGGAGCUACUGAACAUGGAUUUGAGGUCGUUUGGCAGCAAAUCACUCCCAGAUCCAGUGGGCAUGAAGAAACUAUCUCAACUCCAGGGUCCCUUGAUCUUGCAGGCAAGAAAGUUUGAAAGAUAGGGGGCCUCUUAUCUUUUAUUUCGGAUGGAAAGGACUGUAGUAGCUUCAUUUUAUAAUUUAUUUUCUCUUUUCAUAAUUUCAUAAGAAUCUAAAGUGCAAACAGUGUACUAAUCGAGUUUGAGCUCUUUUCAAUGAAUGAUGAUGUGAUUAGACUUCAAAACUUGCUCUUGCAUUAGACUAUCCUUUUCUUUGAAAUUAAACUGCGGAUUGCUUGUAUUGACAUAAGGGGUUCUAGGAAAUAUGUUGGGUUAUUGUUGAUACUAUCUCUUGUAUUUACUAUGCUCAUUAUGAGCUCGUACCUCUGUCCUUUUAUUUAAUUAUCAACAAGACUCUGUUGAUUUGUUUGUGACAGCUAAGGUGCAAUGCCCUCGAGCUAGGUGGAGUUUUUACACCUUCACAAUUGUUAGAAUGUUCAGUUACUCUAUUAUUAUAUAUUAACAGCUGUCGGAUUACACGUAUUCCCACAGAUGUCGGCAAAGAUCGAUCAUAUUUUUCUUGAGGAGAAGGGUGCUUUAUGUUGGAUUUAUCUGGUGCCAAUUCUCUAUAGACAUAUUGCUUCUGUCAUAUUCACGAUGUCAUUGAUUUCUGAUAAUUUGGUAUUGGUGCUCGCUCAUGGAUCUAUAAUGCAACUAGUUUACCCAUUUAAGUGUUAGAUCAUUAGUAGAAGUGAUGAAUGAGUAGAUAUAUUCUAGAUCGGCCAUCAAGUCUACUCUAUAGUUGGACAGCCAGGGGAAUAUCUGUUUCAGUUCAUUUAUGCUUAAUGAUUUUAUGUUCAUUAUGCAGGUGGUCCAUGCGAGGGAUAUUUAUCAAAGCAGCAUUGAUGCUGCGUUUAAAGAUUCUCAAUAUCACCACCGUCUACUUCGCCUAAAUCUCACUGAUGGGCAUACAGAAGUGCUAGCCAUAGAAUAUACUCCAAUUCCAUCAAUAAACGAAGUCAUCGUUCCUGGCACUAAGGUACCACGCAUGAUUCUCCGCGUCAGCUAUUUUCAAUUUCAAACACGCGCAAGGGCGGAUUUUGGAUGUCCAUGUUUGAGUGUGCAGUGAAAUGCGGUAGCUUUUCCAUCAGUCUACGAGGUUAAGCUUCUUGAUGAACAGUAAAUAUCGUUAAAUCACAAGUGGGCACGGAAAUUCAGGAAUAUCUGGCUCACGUUUUUAAACAUACACAACUGCAGUUAGAUACCUGUACCAGUCCACUUUACUUGGUAGUCAUUGUCGGAUAAACUUCACGGUAGCCUGGUUCUAAACCCGCUUCCCUGCUGACGUAGGUUUACUCCGCUGAUUAUAUAAUCAUCAUGAGGACGUAUUAUUUCAUCAAGAAAUGGUCAGGUAGAAUUUUCAGCAUGUAAUAGGUCUAAGAUUGCUAUCGGAAAUUGUUUCUCAAACAUGAAAGAAGCAAACAAAAAGACUGUUUGUAUACCAACGAAAAGGGUAAUCUUAGGUAAUAUCCUUUUUUCCAGUCUAGUUUUUUCGUUUUUCUAUUAUUCCUAUUUCCUAUAGGUGCGUGGAGAGGGGAGGUUUGUAAAGAGAGGAAAGGACUGAUGAGCACAAAUCCAAGACCAUUUUUCUUUCUAAGAUAGGAAAAGAGGAAAGUUCAAAUGAGAAAUGAGUGUGAUUGAUUGCUAUUUCAGAAAAAGGAAAAACUGUGAUGACAGUUAGGUACUUCCUGUUUCUUUCGUUCUGUGUAAGUAGAGGUCUGGUGGAAGUAAAAAAGGAUUCUCCCUUUCAGCGAUCUGUGUAAAAGGGGCAUUGGACUGGGAAUUCUAAUGGCAACUGGUGUUUGGAAAGUAUAAUGCCUCUAAUGAUGAAAAACUCAGAUUUUAAGUGGCCAGUGGAUGUCCUCUGAAUGAAAAGGUUGACAUGUUGGGGAAGAAUUUGGUAUAAAUUCUCAUCACAAGUUGCAUAGCUCUCUCUUGUGUAAUCAAUUAUCUUGAAUGCUGCAGAAAUUUUGUGGGUUGUUGUGACAAGACAUCCAUCACAAAACUCUUUAGAUUGGCAAUGUUAAUUGUCAUAUGUGGUUAUUGCGUUAUAAAAUGGUAUCCUAAUCCUAUCUUUGUUGGCAACUUAGAAAUACUAUUUAGAAACUUUGUUAUUUUAUAGGGAAUAUGCUGAUGCAUAAUUAGAAACUUUGUUAACUGUGUCUCGUUGCAUUCAUGGUUUGUUUGCUCAUGAGAUGACUUCUGUGUUAUUUUAUCAUUUAGCUUAUUUAAACUUACAAGUCUUUUUAAAAAAAGUAUGUGCACGGUCUAUUUUUGGGAUUUAUGUUCAUUUUUGGCGUAUGAUAGACCUAACAUGAUCUAGAAAAUAUUGACAGGUCCUGUUGGAGAACAAGAUAGUUGUACGUAAUGGCAUUCUGUGUUUAAACUCCAAGGUUGUGAGAAUAAUUGGAGGUGUUGUUCAAUCGCUUUUUGACGAAUGGAAGAUGAGUCAGAAAUACUCAGGGUUUUCUCGGUCAGCUCAAAACAGCGACGGCCCAGGACCUCCCCCAUUUGAAAAGCUACAGCUUGAAGCUUACAGCUUUCAACCACAUGACUUGCGCGGUGUGAUAUAAUUUCUUGUCAACAUCAUUUACAGUUGGCUCUUACUGAAUUGCCUUUCCCAAUUACUUGAGAAGGGUUCUUAUUUAGUUCACACUAAUGAAAUCAAUAACUUUCGUUGUUAUGACUCCUGGAGCACCUUGGGUGGAGUCUGUUAAAACCAGUGUUAAGUUUUCAAUUUGCAGUUUCAGUACAUAUUUUUCAUUAUAUCAGUUCACGGCUCUAGAGGUGAAACAAUCGUUAGAGAUCAGUUUUCAUUGUACUCUAUGCUUUUUGGAUCAAACAAUUUUUAUUUAUUUUAUUUGAUAUUAGAUUGUUUCAAUUUUUCUGGUCUGGCAUAAUCCAUGACUGCAGCAAAUUGAAAAUCGCCUUCCCCUCUCCCUACACAUCCGCAAGAAUAAGGAAACAAGUUUUUACAUGCGUCGGAGCGGAAUUAUUGUCAGUUGCAUCAGAAAGCCAUUACCUGAUCUCGUCUCUUUUAACGACGGCAUUCUACUCAUCCAAGCCAUCCUCUCUGACUGAACAUCCACAUUGGGACGAAAGCAUAUUGUAUCUGGAGUGAUGAUUCCACCUCAGAAGAAAUGCUACAAUUAAUUAAUAGAUGUGCAUCUGUUUUCGCCCUAACUUCUGUGUAAUUCCUUGAUUUUUUUCUGGGACUUUAUUCAUUGAUAUUCUUAUCAGCAGAGUCUCGGAAUUAUCCUCGCAACGAUGAUGCACGGGCGGUGGAGUCAAAGGGCCAAGCUAGUGUCUCGAAGACAGACGGCAGCAAGAAGAUGGAUUCUGCAAUGGGGAACGAGGGCAAAGCUAGAAGCUCAGAUCUCAGGCCGAAAGAAGGUCAGUUGCCAUCCCUUGUUGAGCUUCAAUUGGCAUAAGUUUUUUUGCAUUUUAUUCAAUACAUGAAAUUCCUUGUCAGUGAUUGAAGCGACUCCAGUCCAAAACCAAGCAGCUGCACAGAAGCUCCUUCAGAAAUUUAACCAGACGACAAGCCGUGAGAACAGACACUACAGGGGGGCAAAACAUAGGGGCAAAGAAAGAGAUGAGCCCGCUGUAUUCACUUUAGACGAAUGGGAGAGGAGCAGGGCUGGUAGUCUGAAGCCCAUGGGGACUACCAGUGCAACCCACGACACCAGCCGUGACGAAGAGCUUGCUCGACAGCUGCAGAAUCAACUGGACUUGGAGGAUUAUCAUGUCAGAUGCUUUUUCUCUUAUACCUUCCCCCUAAUAUCGAUUAAAACCACGUUUUACGGAGCGCUUUGACAAUCUAAUCUUCAUAAUCUUCAGGCAGAAGAAGUCCCUGAUGUUGGCGCCGAGCAGAUAAAACUGAGCAUGUUCAAGUAUGGGAGAUCUGAAGAGACCAGUGACAAUAGAAGGGAAUAUGGACGGAGAGGGAGGGGAAGGAGGAGCAGGGGAAGGGGGAGGGGAAGAUUUGAAUAG
Molecule: messenger RNA, 4247 nt
Organism: Spirodela intermedia
Lineage: Eukaryota; Viridiplantae; Streptophyta; Magnoliopsida; Alismatales; Araceae
Source: the annotation of a GenBank genome assembly